Messenger RNA from Daphnia magna, 1971 nucleotides. RefSeq names its product pescadillo homolog. Bases 139 to 1920 code for a protein of 593 amino acids. The record is from RefSeq and is a predicted model, not a curated record. Gene Ontology annotation, molecular function: RNA binding. Gene Ontology annotation, biological process: maturation of LSU-rRNA from tricistronic rRNA transcript (SSU-rRNA, 5.8S rRNA, LSU-rRNA); ribosome biogenesis. The transcript has 9 exons. Lineage: Eukaryota; Metazoa; Arthropoda; Branchiopoda; Diplostraca; Daphniidae. Gene Ontology annotation, cellular component: nucleolus; PeBoW complex.
CCCCCCGUUAACAGUUCCUUUGCCGUCUGCUUGCCAAAGUUUUGGCUUCUCGGCGCACGUGGUCCGACCAAAUACGCAAUAGAGUCGAAUUGGAUAGUGAUCUGUUAAAUUCAACAAAAAAUUUAACCGAUACAGAAUAUGGGUGCACCAAUGAAGAAGAAGUACGAGGCAGGCGAAGCCACGAAAUACAUUACAAGAGCUCAAGCAUUAAAAAAGCUGCAACUGAAUUUGAAGGACUUUCGGCGUCUUUGUAUCUUAAAGGGUGUUUACCCGCGUGAACCAAAUAACAGGAAAAAAGCCCAAAAGGGUAAACUAGACAAGAAGACCCUCUAUUACGUAAAAGACAUUAGGUUUUUGAGCCACGAGCCUCUAAUAUGGAAGUUCAGAGACUUCAAAAUCUUCAUGCGAAAGAUGAAGACAGCAAUGGAAAAGGGUGAUAAAGAAACUGUUGCACGACUGAAAGAAAACAAGCCUAGCAUGAAGCUGGAUCAUUUGGUUAAGGAAAGAUAUCCUACAUUUAUGGAUGCUCUCAAUGACCUGGAUGAUUGUUUAACCCUGUGUUUUUUCUAUUCAACAUUGCCAAGAGACACCAAAGUCCCAGCAAACCUAAUUUCACUCUGUCGAAGAUUGACAGUAGAAUUUUUACACUAUGUUAUAGCCGCCAAAGCUUUGCGCAAAGUCUUUAUUUCCGUUAAAGGCAUUUACUAUCAAAUAGAAAUCAAAGGCCAGCCUGUGACUAUUCUUAUUAAUCAUCAGCGAGGCUUCAAGCCUACUUCAGCGUCUGAUGUGGAUUACAGAAUCAUGACAAAUUUCGUCGAUUUUUACACAUCGAUGCUUGGAUUUAUAAAUUUCCGACUCUAUCAUUCGAUUAAUCUUCAGUAUCCACCAAAACUUCCUGGAAUUACUGUUAAAGAAGAUGCAACGGAUGAAGACGCCGUUGAAGAAUAUAACGAACUAGUGGCUGCUUUGAAUUCGAGCCUUGUUACAAACGUACCCCAGGCCGAGGAAGAAGUUCAAAUUGACGAAUUUCCUUCGGCUGAAGGAGCAGAAAAACUUGAGGAAGCCAAAAGGGAAGCUGAAGCCAUUGAACGACUUAAAAGCCUCUUCAAAGGCUUAAAGUUUUUCAUUGGUCGCGAAGUUCCACGCGAGUCGGUUGUUUUCGUUAUCCGUUCGUGCGACGGCGAGGCUUCAUGGGAUCCUUCCAUCUUUGCGGGCGCCACAUACGAUGAAACUGACGAAAGCAUUACUCAUCAAAUUGUUGACAGACCUUCGGUAGAUAAACAGUAUCUUUCACGUUAUUAUAUUCAGCCUCAAUGGCUAUUUGACUGCAUUAAUUUCCGCCGGUUACUUCCGGUUGAAGAUUAUUUCAUUGGGGCUAAUCUGCCGCCUCACAUUUCACCUUUUGUCACUGAGCGUCUGGGUGACUACAUUCCCCCUGAGCGACAGAUGCUCUUGGCGCUACAGCGUGGAGAAACUCUUCCAGCUGAACAAGAGGAAGAGGAGGAGGAGGAUGAGAGUGAGGACGAUAGCAGUGAAGAAGAGGAGGAAGAAGACAAGGUGGAAAAGAAAGAACCAACAAAAUCUCAAGUGGUUAAAGAGAAAAAAGGUAUGAAGGUAAUGAGAGGUCGUGUUGAAAUGCCUGAUGUCAAGGGCAUGGAAGAAGAGGACAAAGAGCACUACAAAUUCCGUGAGCUGAUGAUUCGCAAUAAAGACAAGCGACUCUAUCGCUCUAUGAUGAAAAAUCGCAAGAGCCGUGAACGUGAAGCUAAACGUUUAGAAAAUAAACGCAAGCAACAUGAAAAAGAGGAAAAGGAUUUGAAGAAAUCAACGUCUUCAGGGAAAGCAUUGACCGCGAAAUGGUCCAUUCAACCCCAGUCUGCAACCUCAGACACGCAAACCAAGAAAAUGAAGAUGGUGUAAGUUUUUCAUAUUCUUCUCGCUUUUGUCUUAAUACACGCCGUUGUGGAAAUA